UUCUCUCCUUCAACCUAAUACACACCCCCAUGAUCCUAACCCCGAAGAGGUGGGUGGGUUUCCUCAUUUGUCAACUCAAAUUCAUAACAUUAUAUCCAAAUCCCUUUUUGUCUGCUCGAUUCCUGAUUCUCUACGAUUCGAAUUCCGGAGACGGGUUGUGCGCGUGUAUCGAUAUUGCUUGUAAACUCUCAAAAAGCCAUGGCGGUUUCUAAAUCCUUCCUCGUCAGCUCGAAGCUGGAGACUUUGUUAUCGAAUCCAAAUGAUCCGUCUUCCUCUCCCGCGCCGCUGAUUAGGAUUCCUACUUGUCCGAUGAACAACAACGGGUCAAGACGAGGCCUGAUCCAGAGAGCCCGCUGCGAGAUCUCUUCAUCCAAGGCGGCUAGCGUCUCGGCCCUGGAGCAGCUCAAAACCUCUGCUAUUGACAGAUACACGAAGGAAAGAAGCAGCAUUGUGGUGAUUGGCCUCAACAUCCACACAGCUCCCGUUGAGAUGCGUGAGAAGCUCGCCAUCCCCGAAGCCGAAUGGCCACGAGCUAUCACCGAGCUAUGCAAUUUGAACCACAUCGAAGAAGCUGCUGUCCUCAGUACCUGCAACCGUAUGGAGAUUUAUGUCCUGGCUCUGUCUCAGCACCGUGGUGUCAAAGAAGUCACUGAAUGGAUGUCUAAGACAAGUGGGAUCCCAGUUUCAGAUCUCUGUCACCACCGUUUCGUGAUGUACGACAAGGACGUCACGCAGCAUCUGUUCCAAGUCUCGGCUGGUUUGGACUCUCUUGUCCUAGGAGAAGGUCAGAUACUUGCUCAGGUGAAACAAGUUGUUAACUUAGGCCAAGGAGUCAAUGGCUUUGGGAGACACAUCAGUGGUCUGUUCAAAAAGGCGAUCACCGCUGGUAAGCGCGCUAGAACCGAGACAAACAUCGCUGCUGGGGCUGUUUCCGUUAGCUCUGCCGCCGUUGAGCUUGCUCUCAUGAAGCUUCCGGCACACGCAUCAUCAUCAUCUGCUAGGAUGUUGGUGGUUGGGGCGGGGAAGAUGGGGAAGCUUGUGAUUAAGCACUUGGUUGCUAAGGGAUGUACUAAGAUGGUGGUUGUGAACAGAAGUGAAGAGAGAGUUGUAGCUAUACGCCAGGAGAUGCCUCCUGGUGUUGAGAUUGUUUAUAAACCCUUUGAUGAGAUGCUGACUUGUGCUGGUGAAGCUGAUGUUGUCUUUACCAGCACAGCCUCGGAGUCGCCGCUGUUCUUGAAGGAGCACGUGGAGAGUCUCCCUCCCGUUGCGGAUGGGAGGCUCUUUGUUGACAUCUCUGUUCCGAGGAACGUUGACUCUUGCGUCGGUGAGCUAGACAGUGCACGGGUUUACAACGUGGACGAUCUUAAAGAAGUGGUCGCUGCGAAUAAAGAAGACAGGGCGAAGAAAGCGAUGGAAGCUCAGGGGAUCAUCGCGGAGGAGUCCAAACAGUUUGAAGCGUGGAGAGAUUCUCUAGAGACGGUUCCAACGAUCAAGAAGCUGAGGGAGUAUUGCGAGAGGACGAGAGCUGGUUUGGUCGAGAGAUUCAUGUCGAAACAUGGCGAUGGUAUGGACAAGAAGACGUGGAAAGCGGUUGAGGAUUUGACACGAAGUGUGGUGAACAAGAUUUUGCACGGUCCGAUGCAGCAUUUGAGAUGCGAUGGGAGUGAUAGCAGGACGUUGAAAGAGACGUUGGAGAACAUGCAGGCGCUGAAUAGAAUGUAUGGACUCGAUGUAGAGUUGCUUGAGGAUAAGAUUAGAGUGAAGGUGGAACAAAAGUAGAGAUUAUUUGUGUUACAUUCAUUUUUUUUCUUUACAUUUGUAGAGGCACAUGAGUAGAGAGUGGAGAUAGCUUCUGAGGAAGAAGAUGUGAGAAGUGAACCAUAAUUGUUUCAUUGAGUAUGUGUUUGAAAUUAAAUAAUAUUUACAUUUUCUUGAACCAAAUAAACAAAUAUUAAGAAUGA
Molecule: messenger RNA, 1961 nt
Organism: Brassica oleracea var. oleracea
Lineage: Eukaryota; Viridiplantae; Streptophyta; Magnoliopsida; Brassicales; Brassicaceae
Product: glutamyl-tRNA reductase 2, chloroplastic
Exons: 3
Coding region: 199-1779 (526 amino acids)
Biological process (GO): tetrapyrrole biosynthetic process
Molecular function (GO): glutamyl-tRNA reductase (NADP+) activity; NADP binding
Source: RefSeq, a predicted model, not a curated record